AUGACUGAUGAAGAAUGCUUCGGCGACCAAGUUUUAAUGCCCAAUUCUCAUAUAUUCGGCUGCUGUCCCAGUUGCCAAGCGCCUGGAGUGCCCGGCCCAGAAGAGGAGCAAUUGUGCAAGCCGCCAGCGAAUUGUUCACCGGACGGACUGUAUGCGCCUGUGCAAUGCAAAGGCGAUUUAUUCACCGGAAGAUGUUUCUGCUCGGACAAAUACGGGAACAGAAUAUUUGGACAAAUGUGGAGAAGCGAGGCGAGUGAAAUGACUUGCGCGUGCAGUCGCCGGAGGAACGAAAUAGAAGCGUCGGGAAGGAGUGCAGUUACCCUACAUUGUACUCCCUCCGGUGAUUACGAGACGCUACAGUGCGAUGAGGGGAUGUGUUGGUGCGUGCAGCCGAAAACCGGCCAGCCAACCGUACAGCCAGUGCUGCAGGAGGAUAUGAAGCACUUGCCUUGCUACAGCUCAGCAGUUAUUGGGGAACAAUACUUAAGAAAAUGCGAGAGUGUCGUCCAAGCAUUCAAUAUUAUUUACCAGGAGCAAUCAGAGCACGGUACAAAUUUUUUGGGAAAUCCAAUAACCUUUUGCGAUUAUGACGGCAGCUAUGGCCCAUACCAAAUUAAAAACGGCAUUGCUUACUGUACUGAUCGCCAAGGAGAAAUACUGGGCUCGUGGCAGACAACUUCCAGUGAAAUGGCUGGCAUGAAUUGUAAUUGUGCCAGGGACUCUAUGAUGUAUUUCCCGGAACGAGGAAUGACUGUAACCGAAGUCUGCCUGGCGAACGGCAACUACCAGCCAAACCAAAACGUGGGGGACGUGUAUUACUGUGUCGACACCGACGGAUACCCCAUAGAGCUGCUGACUGAAUGGCCAGCCGAUAUGUGCGCCAGCCAUGCUUAA
This is a messenger RNA of Parnassius apollo (apollo), 894 nucleotides long. The record is from the annotation of a GenBank genome assembly. Lineage: Eukaryota; Metazoa; Arthropoda; Insecta; Lepidoptera; Papilionidae.